CUUAAACUGUGCCGAAUUCAGAGACUUUUGGAUAUCUUGGGGAGGAGAUUCAGGCCUACAGGUUGGACAAGGUAAAAUCGUGGGAACUAAUACCAUCAUGAAGAACUCCACUAAGUUUACUCCAUUUGAGGAUUCAUUUUCGGUUGGAAAUGAUCACAGUGAUGAUGUUUCUUUUUCAUCUCUAUGGCUUUUUGACCGGCCAAAUCCAAAGCCAGAAAUCAUCAACAUAACUGAAAGAAAAGUGAUUCCCUCUCCACAUGAAGUCGAAAGUACAACAAUAACCAUGUCUGUGGACAUAAAUGUUGCAUUUGAAUUUGAAGUGAAGUGGUUCAGGGAUGAAAUUCCCGUUACACCGUUUUCUGGAAGAUUUUUGAUCCGCCAAUCCUUAAUAGAAGUGAUGAAGUGCUCACUCACAAUCUUACAGCUAGAUCUUCAAGAUGAAGGCCUAUGGACCGUCAGAGUUUCAAAUAAUAAUUCAGAAGCCGCUGUCAACUUUCAUAUAAAGGUAAAGCCAGGAAUUCAGAUUGAGAUUUUACCACAUGACGGAGUUUCCAUACAAAAAGGGGAUACUUUAACUCUUGUUUGUAACAUAACAAAUCUGGACGAUUUACAGAGGUUUUCGAUAAACGUUUCCCUGUUGACGUGGUAUAAAGAUGGAAUCAAAAUACAAGAAGGUUAUUCUCAGAAAACUUUUACGAACCAUCGGUCCUCUAAAAUACUGCAGAUCCAUUCUGUUCAGGAGAGUGACAGAGGGACAUAUACCUGUAACCACGAGAGAUAUCCGAUAUCAGGGGUGAAAAACGUAGUAGUGGACAUUUAUAACCAGGAAAUUAUCCGAAUAACGCAAAAGGAAGCGCUUCCCUCCCUACAUGAAGUGAAAGGAACACGACUGACAAUGUCUGUAUACGUCAACGUAAGAAUAAAUUUUGGGGUUCAAUGGUUUAGAAAUGGAAUUAUCGCCACACAGUCUUCUGGGAGCUACACAAACUGCCAGCCAUAUAUGGAAGUUAUGAAAUGCUCACUCACAAUCUUACAGCUAGAUUUUCAAGAUGAAGCUGUUUGGACCGCCAGAGCUUCAAAUGAUAAUUCUGAAGCUUCCACAAACUUUCAUGUAAAGGUGAAGCCUGGAAUUAAUAUUGAGAUCCAACCAAAUAACGACAUUUUCAUUCAAACAGGAAAUACUUUAUAUCUUGACUGUAGAAUAACAAAUCUGGACGAUUUACAGAGGUUUUCGAUAAACGUUUCUCUGUUGACGUGGUACAAAGAUGACGUCAGAAUACAAGAAGACAAUUCUAGGAUGACGGUCACCACCCAGCGGUCCUCUAGAUCACUCCUGAUAUAUCCCGUCCAGGAAAGUGACGAAGGCAUAUAUACAUGUAACCAUGACAAAUAUCGGGUAUCAGGGGUGAGAAACGUUAAAGUAGGCGUCUACAAUCAGGAUAUCUUUAUAAUGAAAAAGGAAGUGGAUCCCUCGCUACAUCAACCUGUAGGCACAACAUUGACAAUGUCUGUGUACAUCAACGUCAGAUUAAGUGUUGAGAUGAAAUGGUUCAAGAACGGAGUUCUCGUUACAGAGUCUUCUGGGAGAUUCUUGAUCCGCCAGUCUAUAGAAUUGACGAAAUGCUCACUCACAAUUUUAGGAUUACUUCCUGAAGAUGAAGCCAUUUGGACCGUCAGAAUCUCAAAUGGUAAUUCGGAAGCCGCAGCCACCUUUGAUAUAAAGGUAAAGCCAGGAAUUCAGAUUGAGAUUUUACCACACGACGGAGUUUCUCUACAAACGGGAGAUACUUUAACCCUUGUUUGUAACAUAACAAAUCUGGACGACUUACAAAGGUUUUCGAUAAACGUUUCUCUGUUGACGUGGUACAAACACGGUGUUAAACUACAAGAAGACAAAUCUCAGAUAACCUUCACCACCCAUCAGUCCUCAAAUAUACUUAGGAUUUACCCUGUGCAGGAAAGUGACAAAGGCACAUAUACCUGUAAUCAUGACAAAUAUCAAAUAUCAGGGAUGGAAAACGUUAUAGUGGAUGUUUACAACAAUGAUAUCAUCUAUAUAAGAAGUAAGGAAGUCGUUCCCUCUCCACAUGAAGUUGAAGGCACAUCACUGACAAUGUCUGUGGACAUCAACAUCAGAUUAAAUUUUGAAGUGAAAUGGUUCAGGGACGGAAUUCCCGUUACACCGUCUUCUGGGAGGUACUUGAUCCGUCAAUCGUUUAGAGAAGUUAUGAAGUGCUCGAUCACAAUCUUACAGCUAGAUCUUCAAGAUGAAGCAACCUGGACAGUAAGAGUCACAAAUAAUAAUUCAGAAGCCGCCACCAACUUUUAUAUAAAGGUAAAGCCAGGAAUCAAGAUUGAGAUCUUACCACACGGCGGAGUUUCCAUACAAACGGGAGAAACUUUAACUCUUGUUUGUAACAUUACAAAUCUGGAGGAUUUACAGUUUUCAAUAAACGUUUCUCUGUUGACGUGGUACAAAGAUGACAUUAAACUCCCGGAAGAAAAUUACCGGGUAACGACUAUGACCCAUCGCUCCUCUAAAAUACUGCAGAUCCAUUCUGUUCAGGAGAGUGACAGAGGGACAUAUUCCUGUAACCACAAGAGAUAUCCGAUAUCCGGGGUGAAAAAAGUAGUAGUGGACAUUUAUAGGCUGAUAGAAAAUCUUUGCCCUUCAUCAAUGGACGUCUACGGAAUUUUUUGGCCAACUUCCUUUCCUGGAACUUUAGUGCAUUCCGAGUGUAUAGAAAGCAAACAAGGAAAGGCCAGCAGAUAUUGUGAUUAUGAUGGCACCUGGAAAGAAACAAAUGUAUCAAACUGUGAGGACGAAGACUUGUCCAAUGCCUUGAAAGAGCUCCAAAACCUAGAAAACGAAGGCAUUGUUGAUAAAGAGUAUAUUGGAAAAAUCUUUGAUAAUUCCUUAGGCGUAACAGAGAAUAUAACUGCUACUAGAUCUGGAAUCUCAUCGGAAAAUCUGUUGGCCUGCAUAAAUAUCCUUAAUAUAAUUCUAAAUAUAGUAACACGAAGCAACGCUUCUUUACCAGAGAGAGAUUUAUACAGCAUCAUGGACAAUAUCCUCGCUAUAUAUAAUAAGGAAUCGUGGAAGAUUAUUGAAGACGAGACGCAAGUUGGGUCAGACUCGAUUUUUAAGAUUAUGGAUCGGAUGAAUUUUCUACUCAUGAACGAGUCUCAGCCCGUUACAUUUACAGGUGAAAAUAUAGUUGUCCACAUCAACAACGUGUCUCUUAAAGAUACAGACCUACGAUUUUUGGAGAAUGACUCGUUUUUCGUCCUUCCGAAACAAGGAAGAGACACUUUCCAAGUUACUUACUAUGCCGCUGUUCUAUAUAAAACGAUGUCUCAACUUUUACCCAAUAGGAUACACCAUGUUUCUGGCUCCAAAAGCGACAUAGUUAUCAACUCGGUAAUUUUGGCUUUAACACUGGAGCAUCCAGUCCUUCCUUUAUCACCUCCACUGGAGUUGACCUUUCAACACAUGAGA
Molecule: messenger RNA, 3499 nt
Organism: Saccostrea cuccullata (small rock oyster)
Lineage: Eukaryota; Metazoa; Mollusca; Bivalvia; Ostreida; Ostreidae
Product: titin-like
Exons: 25
Biological process (GO): cell-cell adhesion
Cellular component (GO): membrane
Molecular function (GO): G protein-coupled receptor activity
Source: RefSeq, a predicted model, not a curated record